Lepisosteus oculatus (spotted gar) is the source of this 486-nucleotide messenger RNA. It is a transcript of the gene rpl30, whose product is annotated as ribosomal protein L30. Gene Ontology annotation, molecular function: structural constituent of ribosome; RNA binding. The record is from RefSeq and is a predicted model, not a curated record. Gene Ontology annotation, cellular component: cytosolic large ribosomal subunit. Lineage: Eukaryota; Metazoa; Chordata; Actinopteri; Semionotiformes; Lepisosteidae.
GCUGGGCAUGCUGGGAAAUCUUUCCUUUCUCUCUGCGGCCAUUUUUGACGUGCAAGUUCGGGUGGCCAGAACGCACUGAACCGCGAAAAUGGUGGCCGCCAAGAAAACGAAAAAGUCUCUGGAGUCCAUCAACUCCCGGCUCCAGCUGGUGAUGAAGAGCGGUAAAUAUGUGCUGGGGUACAAACAGACUCUGAAGAUGAUCCGCCAGGGCAAAGCCAAGCUGGUCAUCCUAGCCAACAACUGCCCCGCCCUCAGGAAAUCAGAGAUUGAGUACUAUGCCAUGUUGGCCAAGACUGGCGUCCAUCAUUACAGUGGAAACAACAUUGAACUUGGCACAGCCUGUGGUAAAUACUACAGAGUAUGCACACUGGCUAUCAUCGACCCUGGUGACUCCGACAUCAUCAGAAGUAUGCCAGAGCAGCAGGGCGAGAAGUAAAGUCACCUUUUCCCAAAUUGUUAUAAAUAAAACCAGUGGAAAGAAACUUU